Messenger RNA from Cyprinodon variegatus (sheepshead minnow), 540 nucleotides. RefSeq names its product retinol dehydrogenase 10-like. Lineage: Eukaryota; Metazoa; Chordata; Actinopteri; Cyprinodontiformes; Cyprinodontidae. The record is from RefSeq and is a predicted model, not a curated record. The transcript has 4 exons. Gene Ontology annotation, molecular function: oxidoreductase activity, acting on the CH-OH group of donors, NAD or NADP as acceptor. The coding region runs from base 1 to 498 and encodes 165 amino acids. Gene Ontology annotation, cellular component: lipid droplet.
AUGACAAAAGCCUUCUUGCCACAAAUGAAAUCAAGGAACCAUGGCCACAUUGUCACCAUUGCAAGCGCACUUGGACUGUUCACCACAGCGUGUGUAGAGGAUUACUGUGCCAGUAAGUUUGGUGCUGUUGGUUUCCACGAAUCACUAGCACAUGAACUGCGAGCAGAAAACAACGAUGGCAUCAAAACCACUUUAGUGUGCCCCUACAUUGUUGACACAGGGAUGUUUGCAGGCUGUGAGAUCAGGAAAGAGAUUCAGAGUUUGAUUCCUCCACUUGAGCCUCUCUAUACGGUGCAGCAGUCCAUGAAAGCCAUAUUAGGAGAGCAAGAGAUGGUCUGCAUUCCUCGUAUAAUGUACAUCCCCUUCAUCGCAAGAGCGGUGCUGCCUUGGGAGGCCAACGUUGUGACGUAUCGCUUCAUGGGAGGUGAUAGAUGUAUGCUGCCAUUCAUCAAGAACACUGAGACGAAGACAUCAAAUGGCCACAUGAAAUCCCCCUGAGUCUUUUGUGUUUUUGAAUGGAAUUAAGUAAAUGCCAAGGAU